AUGUUAAUACAAUUAAAACAGAAAGCUAUUGAUCUGGUAUCGCGAGCCUGUGAGGAAGACAACAAGAAAAACUAUACUGAAGCCUUGAGACUUUACGAACAUGCGAUAGAUUACUUCUUACAUGCAAUUAAAUAUGAAACUCAAGGUGAGAAGUCCAAAGAGAGUAUUAGAGCUAAAUGUGUUCAGUACUUAGAAAGAGCGGAAAAGCUGAAAACUUACCUAAGUGGUUCCAAAAAGAAAAAGCCUGUCGCUGACGGUAAUUCUGAUGAUGAAGACAGUGACAAUGAAGAUCCUGAUAAGAAAAAAUUAGCAAACCAAUUGUCCGGGGCGAUUGUUAUGGAGAAGCCGAACGUGAAAUGGAGCGACGUUGCCGGGUUAGAAGGUGCUAAAGAAGCACUUAAAGAGGCUGUUAUUUUACCAAUCAAAUUUCCCCACUUAUUUACUGGCAAGAGAACGCCAUGGAAAGGAAUACUAUUGUAUGGCCCACCUGGUACUGGUAAAUCCUAUUUGGCCAAAGCGGUUGCAACGGAAGCCAAUAAUUCCGCAUUUAUUUCUGUAUCAUCCUCAGAUUUGGUUUCAAAAUGGCUUGGCGAAAGUGAAAGGCUCGUAAAGCAGUUAUUUCAGAUGGCAAGAGACAAUAAACCAGCUAUCAUCUUCAUAGAUGAAAUAGAUUCUUUGUGUAGUUCUCGAAGCGAGAAUGAAAGCGAAUCUGCUAGGAGAAUAAAAACAGAAUUUUUAGUUCAAAUGCAAGGUGUCGGCAACGAUAAUGACGGAAUACUAGUACUUGGCGCAACAAAUAUUCCGUGGGUACUUGAUCCUGCAAUAAGAAGACGGUUUGAAAAACGUAUUUACAUUCCUCUUCCGGAGUUUCCUGCUCGAAUUAAGAUGUUUGAAUUACACAUUGGCAAUACCGUAAACACCUUAACUCAGGAAGAUUUCAAGGAGUUAGGCAGACAUUCGGAUGGUUACUCUGGCGCAGAUAUUGGUAUUGUUGUCCGUGAUGCGCUUAUGCAACCCGUACGGAAAGUUCAGAUGGCAACGCAUUUUCGAAGGGUGAGAGGACCUACUAGAGACGAUCCAUCUGUAAUUAUAGAUGAUUUACUGGAGCCUUGUUCUCCUGGAACACUGGGAGCCAUUGAAAUGAAUUGGAUGGAUGUUCCUGGUGAUAAACUAUUGGAACCUAAAGUAUCAAUGGGAGAUAUGGUACGGUCAAUUGGUUCAACAAGACCAACUGUAAAUGAUGAAGAUUUAGAUAAACUCAAAAAGUUUACGGAAGAUUUUGGACAGGAAGGUUAACGAUACUGACUCUUCAAUCGUUAAGACUUUGAAAUGAAGCCUAAUCAUGAUAUAAAAAUUAGCAUUAGCGGAUGGCAUACGAAGGUCCGCUUAUUUAGUACACAUUAUAAAUUCAUGAACAAAAACGUAUCCGUGAUUGAUCUUUCACACUCUCUUUUGAUUGAUAGCUUUGCCAUAAGAUUACGUUGCAUUGGAAUGUUAACUUUACGUACGCGUAUUUUAUCGUUUAACAUGUUAAAUGGUUACGAUUGAAAUUUUGUAAUCAUGUUGUAUCAUACAUACAUCGUAGGAUUAGAAAAAUAGAUUUCAUUCUAUCUGUAAGUUAUGCUUUAACCGCUUUUACCUUAAAGAUAGCUUUAUAAUCGUGAUAAUCUGUACACUGUGCUUGAGUACUUUUCUUACUUCUUGCAAUUUCGUAAACUAACAUUUAUUCCAGAAUACUUAUUGGAUUGGUUAAACAAGGCGGCUAAGCUCUAUAUACAUACAAAUAUACGUACACUAUACAAGAAUAGCUACUAGCUACGCAUAAAUACUCGGUAAAGUGCAAUCACCGAUUCUUAUAGCGGCCUAAUUUGACAGUUGCUGAUAAAUGUAGAUUACCAUAUAUAUUUUUAAUGUCAAGAAAAUAGUAUUAACUAUAAGUUAUCCAUAGUUAAGUAAUCCACUACUAAGCUGUGAUUGUGUUAAAGUAUAAAUAAAGG
Messenger RNA from Trichoplax adhaerens, 1997 nucleotides. RefSeq lists its product as hypothetical. The transcript has 13 exons. Gene Ontology annotation, biological process: vacuole organization; endosomal transport. The coding region runs from base 1 to 1296 and encodes 431 amino acids. The record is from RefSeq and is a predicted model, not a curated record. Lineage: Eukaryota; Metazoa; Placozoa; Uniplacotomia; Trichoplacea; Trichoplacidae. Gene Ontology annotation, molecular function: ATP hydrolysis activity; ATP binding.